Molecule: messenger RNA, 4716 nt
Organism: Sebastes umbrosus (honeycomb rockfish)
Lineage: Eukaryota; Metazoa; Chordata; Actinopteri; Perciformes; Sebastidae
Gene: efnb1
Product: ephrin-B1
Exons: 5
Coding region: 1-987 (328 amino acids)
Biological process (GO): ephrin receptor signaling pathway; axon guidance
Cellular component (GO): plasma membrane
Molecular function (GO): ephrin receptor binding
Source: RefSeq, a predicted model, not a curated record
AUGGCGGGACCUUCUUGUUGGAAGUAUUACCUCUGGAUCUUUAUUUUCAUGUGCAGGUCGAUGUUACCUUCAGCAGGCAAAUCGCUGGAGACUAUAAUCUGGAGCUCGCAGAAUUCCAAGUUUGUGGCCGGAAAGGGCCUUGUGAUCUACCCGGACAUCGGGGACAAGCUGGACAUCAUCUGUCCCAAAGGGGACCAAACCAGAGACUAUGAGUUCUACAAGCUGUACCUGGUGAAGAGGGAGCAGGCGGAGAGCUGCAGCACAGUCCUCGAUCCCAAUGUCCUCGUCAACUGUAACAAGCCCGAGAAGGACAUCAAGUUCACCAUCAAAUUCCAGGAGUUCAGCCCCAACUACAUGGGCCUGGAGUUCAAGAAGAACGUCAACUACUACAUCACCUCAACCUCCAACGGUACAGUCGAGGGCCUGGAGAACCGGGAGGGAGGCGCGUGCAAGUACCGAGCCAUGAAAGUCAUCAUGAAAGUCGGGCAAGUCCCAAACGCGGUGAACCCCGUGGAGCCUCCAGAGGACAACGCCAUACCGGAGUCCAGUCCCAGUCCGCCUGACCAGGGUCGGAUUGGACCCCCGAUGCCAGGAAACCCUGACCACAUGAAUCAGGACCAGUCUGGCUCCUCGGACGGCAUCCUCGGCUCCAAAGUGGCCGUGUUCUCCGCCAUCGGCGCCGGCUGCAUCAUCUUCCUCCUGCUCAUCCUCCUCCUCGUCAUCUUGCUCAUCAAGAUGCGCAAGCGCUCCAGGAAAAACGCCCACUCGCAGCCGCGCCCCUCGGCGCUGUCGCUCAGCACGCUGUCCAACCCCAAGAUGCCCGGGGGCACGGCUGGCACGGAGCCCAGCGACAUCAUCAUUCCGCUGCGGACAGAGAACAACUACUGCCCUCACUAUGAGAAGGUGAGCGGCGACUAUGGCCAUCCCGUCUACAUUGUCCAGGAGAUGCCCCCGCAGAGCCCCGCCAACAUCUACUACAAAGUCUGACACGCUCCGCACAGCCAGCGACACGGUCGGGAGAGAGAAUGAGAAAGAGGAGCGCUUGAUUUAUGUUCUCGGGAAGAACACUUUCCUUUGCAUUUUGGGGACUUGAUGCGUCUUCGAGCCCGUAUUAUUUCUACCACCUGCUGCACAAAUCUGGAGAGACACACGCACUGACCAGUGACCAGCGGGGUUACGAGCUGACUGAUGAGAGAGGUUUAUUCUGUUUGUUUGGGUUGUCUGACAAUCCCCACCCGCCCCUCCUCCUCCUCCUCCUCCUCUUCCUCCCCUCACCUCCCCACCUGCUACAUCUCCCCACUGUGCUCCUGGGGGGCGGGGCUGUAGCGAACCAACAGAUGGAACUCCAGCUUCCUGGUUUGCUGUCCCCUUUAACGGGCAGGAUAUAACUUAUCUCAGUUCCCUGAAGUACAGUCUGUGCUACACCCAAUUAAACACACCAUCCCCAGCACACUAGCCAGGAACAGGCAGACACAGGCCCCGGACGCCACUCAGCCUGCAGUUUGUGUGCGAGCAUAAAAUAUGUGUGUGUAUGUGCGUGCGUGUGUGUGUGCGUGUGUGUGUGUGUGUUAGUCAGGGCUCCGCGCUGGGCCAGGAAACUCUCCAGAUAGCUCAGGUAUCAGACACAGUGUGUGAAAUAACGUGUUCCUCUCCCUUCGCACCUCUGAUGUUUGCCUUACUUACUAUUUUUGAUGGAGGAUUUCCUCGAACCCUGAUUCAGUUCACAAAGCAGUUGUAUUUUGUUAGACUUUUCCUACAAGUGCACAAUGUAUAGAGUUGAAUAGAUCAUCAUUAUCACUCCCAUCUUCUCACGACCCAUGUCAUCCAUUGUGUUUAUUACUUUUUUUUUCCUGCGACCUUUGACCCUGGACUGUUGACGUCGAGGUGUGUGUGUGUGUGUGUGUGUGGAAAACUCCCUUCUCCACUGGUCUGAUAUGAGCUUUACCAUUACUCUGGUAUUUAUGACCUACUUAUGUGUAUUUGAAGGUGUGUCCUGUGUGAGUGUGUGUGUGUGUGUGUGUGUGUGUUCGGGCAUGUCCGGACAAACUCUUGUAUCUGGGCAGACUUUACUGGCUUAAGGGUAGAAGCUACUAUAUCAUAAGGUUGAAAAACAAGACAGACAGAACUGAGGCGCCGACAGACAGACGAGCUUGAGAUCUUACAAAACCCCUUCCAGUGCUCCAGUUGGCACCGAUUGAAGGUUUUAUUGUCUCUGAUGAGCUUUCGUGGGAGAUGGUUUUUUAAGCAGCAGGCAGGUUGAUAUUUGUUUGUUCUGUCUCCUGGUGCGAAUCAAACAGUCUGCGCCUGCUGCCUGGGCGAGGGUGGGCGUUGGUUUGUGUGGUCGCCGCCGAUUGGCUGGCCUACAUAGGUAGGAUGCCCUAUAUAUAAGUUGGACGGAGAGCUACGGCUGAACGUUGGGGAUACAGUAUUGUCGGGUGCCAAUUGGCCGCCAUCUGUAGAUGAGUCAGUGGAGUGGCGUCGCCAGCGUGUGACUAAUCUAUGUGCCAUCUCCGUGCCCACACUCACCAGCCGGGGAGGAGAGAGAGCGGAUAAAGGAGAGAAUGUUCCUGUGACUUGGCUUUAACCUGCGAGGAAGAUGGCGGCGCGCAUGAGGAUGGGUGAUGGGUGAGGUGGGGGUGGGGGUGGAGGUAGUUUAGCAUUCAUUUUUCCAUCCUCUCGCCAGUUGUGCUGUGAAUAAAAAAUGCUGUGCAGAAUAUUCCUCAGUCAAGGUGUUCAGCCAGCGAGGACACUGCAGCUCAGCUAUCACACAGCCCAGGGGCAGCGGCACCGAGACAGGAUUUACUGCAGCUGGAUGUGUGCACGUGUGCGCACGCCGACGCUCGCUUUUAGGUGAGGAGGGGGCGGAUGGUGUUCGAAUCUGUCUGUGUGUAGGUGCUUCAAUGUGUGAGCGCUUAUUUGUGCUUAUAUUUGCAGUUUUUCUCUGUGUGUGUGUGUGUGUGUGUGUGUGUGUGUGUGUUGUAUGAAUGCUUCUAUGGUGUAUAGCAGCUGAACAGACUUGUUUUGGGACCUGGAACUAGACGCUCCAAAACAGUGUGGCUGCCAAAGUACAGAGCGCCGCAGUCCCAGUUAAUGAUGUGUGAGAGGAGAGGACAGGGAAGGAGAGGGGGGGGGGGGCAGAUAAGGACAGCUAUUCCUCAGCACGCAUGACACGAGCUGAUGUUUGACGCACAUGUGCACACACACACACGCGCGCGCAGACAACACCGAGAUUGACGGGUCCAGGUCUUUAUCUCCAGUCAAACGGUCAGACUGCCUGGUGAAUGUUUAUUUGCCGGCGGAGGCACCCAUCAUCCGCUGCCACAUACUAUCGCCAUAUACACUGCUGAGUUAAAAGGCAGCCCGGCUGGACGACUCGGGGAUGACUCCGGUGGCUCUUGCGUGUCGUUAACCUCGGAGUUAACAGCCUAAACAGCUGCUGGCGCUUUUGUGGUCCUGUGUUUUAACUCAGCAUGCGGCCCCUCGGUGGCCCUCUGCAAAACACAUUUAAAUCACAUAUUUUUGUUUCGGAUCGGUGCGCAUCCAUUCACCUACACCAGCCAAGGGAGUCAUUACCAAAUUACCACACACCACAUCUCAUUUUUAUUCAUCCUAGUGACCACUUAAUGUUAUUCAAAAGAAAAAAAAAAUUAAAAGGAGAUAACAAGAGAAAUGUAAAUAUAUGGAUAGAGCCCGAUUUAAGAUGUAAUUUCACCUGAACACUGCUCAUAAGAAAAAUUUAAGAUUAGAUUUUUGUAAUGGAGGAUGUUUGUAAAUAGCUGUCUUUUUAAAAGUGUGUUUUGUAUGAAUCCUUGCAUUCUUUGUCUCUGUUUGCAAUAUGUUUUUCUUUUCUUUUUUUUUUUCUUUUAGAGUUCAACUGAAUAUUGCAACGGAACACGUCUUUUUUUUCGCAGCGUCCAGUAUUGUCAAAAAAAAGUCUUUGUUACCACAUGUGUUAAAAGAGAAAAAACUGGGGGUUCAGAGUUUUAACAUCGCCAUUCAACAGGAUUUUUUAGUUGCUCAGAAACCAUUCAGAAUUGAAGCUUUUGUCACCAAACGGCUUUGAAACGGAUAGGUCAUUGAAACUAUGAAUGAUAAGGCCCCUUCCCUGUUGGAGACAGCACUUAACUCUGCAUAUGAAGACUGUGUAAUUCCACUGCCUUUGAGCUACCUACACCUUCAAACUCCAUUAUUAGAUGUAACAAAAACAGUUUGGUCCAGGAAGAUUAAUCUUUUUCUCAGUUUUAAUAAGUCUAUCGGGCUGGAUGGAGAGAGACGUAGAGCAGGAGGAAGGAGAGAAAAAGGGGGCCACGUAUGAGAGUGUGACCGCUCUGCGCUCGCCAUAAAUCAUCCGGUUUACACCACUCAUUAUCUCCCAGGCGGUCUUUGUUUUAAAGUUGCUCUCUCUCUUUCCACUUUCCUAAUUUAGCACAAGGAUGUUGGUCGCUCAUGGUUAUGAGCCUCACCGUAGGUUGAUUUCUGCUAUUGUUCAAAGCCACAGUAUUAUUUUUCAAUGUGCAUGUGUAAGCAAAACCUGUUGAAUUUGUUUCCCUUUGUUUGAAUCAUAACUGUCAAGUUUUGUUAUUUUAUUUUAUUUUUUUGCCAUUCACUUCUUUCGCCGCUUCUCAGCGUAACCUAUUGGCACCAGCUACAAUGGAAAUAACGUUCCACCAGUUUGGAAACUACCGCAUAUUGAUAAAUAAAAUUUUUCCCAUGGAA